AUGUCUGAAAACCCACCACCACCCACGCCCUUGUCUGACAACCCACUACCAAUAAUACCCUCGCCUUAUAACCCACCACCACCCACCCCCCCCGAACGCCCCAGCAGCCCCGCCUCCUCGACCAUCAGCUGGGCCUCCUCCCUCCUCCCCCCCACCCCCUCCGACGUCUUCUCCACCCCCUUCGAGCACAACGGCCUAGCCAGCCUCCUCGACCGCGAAUCCGCUCUCUUGCAGGCCCUCCAAGAGCUCGAAUCCGAGAGAGCACAAGUAGCACAAGAAAAAGCAGCGCUUGAGCAAGAGCAGGAGAUUACGAAACGCGAGAGACGCAACCUCCAAUCUUUCCAAGCCAACCUAGUCCGCGAGAAGAUUGAUCAGAUGGCCAAGAAGCGGUGCAGCGCGCCGACUUGGAAAGAUGGGAAUGCGGAGCUGUGGGAAAUGGUGGCGGUUGGGGCGGCAGUGGUGGUGCUGGCGUCGUGUGUCAUCCCGGGAUUCUUCGCGCUGAUGACGGUGAUACAGUUACAGGCUGUGGCUUCUCGGAAGGUGUCGCUUUGGGUGCUUGGGAAGUUUGGAUUGUGA
This is a messenger RNA of Pseudogymnoascus verrucosus, 576 nucleotides long. RefSeq lists its product as uncharacterized. The record is from RefSeq and is a predicted model, not a curated record. The transcript has a single exon. NCBI's taxonomy places the organism in Eukaryota, Fungi, Ascomycota, Leotiomycetes, Thelebolales, Thelebolaceae. The coding region runs from base 1 to 576 and encodes 191 amino acids.